UGUGUGCGCGCGCGUGUGUGUGAUUGCUUGGCUGCGGUGAACAUCAUUGACUACCUGGCAUCUGCACCGCUCAACACCAACGUCAGGCUGCACUUUUGGGACAAAAAGAUACGGAAUCCAAACCAGCGAGUCGUGAAUUGAGCCAAACCACGUUUGUUGCUCCGUGUUUUGGUCCUGACCAAGUGGGUAUUUCUCUACAAAUGGAGAAUGGAGGCUGGGGCCAUAGGAUGACUACUCUUGUUACCUUAAACGUAGGAGGUCACCUGUACACCACCAGUUUGUCCACACUGCAGCGUUAUCCGGACUCCAUGCUGGGGGCCAUGUUCCGGGGAGAUUUCCCAACAGCCCGUGAUUCGCAUGGAAAUUACUUUAUUGACCGUGACGGCACACUUUUCAGAUACAUCCUGAACUUCCUGCGGACGUCAGAGCUAACCCUACCGGCUGACUUUACAGAGACAGACUUACUGAGGAAAGAGGCAGACUUCUACCAGAUUGAACCCUUGAUCCAUUGCCUAAGUGAUCCCAAGCCGCUGUACCCUCCCGACAUCUUCGAGCAGGUUGUGGAGCUUUCCAGCACCCGCAAACUAUCCAAAUAUUCCAACCCAGUUGCCGUUAUCAUCACACAGCUAACUAUAACGACAAAGGUCCAUGCCCUGCUGGAGGGUAUUUCCAACAACUUCACCAAGUGGAACAAACAUAUGAUGGAUACCAGAGACUGCCAGGUGUCCUUCACCUUCGGGCCAUGUGACUAUCAUCAGGAGGUGUCCCUGCGAGUUCAUCUCAUGGACUACAUCAUGAAACAAGGCUUCACCAUCCGCAACACGCGUGUGCACCACAUGAGCGAGCGGGCAAAUGAGAAUACUGUAGAGCAUCACUGGACAUUCUGUAGACCGGCACAAAUAGUUGAAGACUGAAUUGGUUUUGCUGAGUACACGUGCUGUGAUUUCAAGGUCAAAUGCGCAUAUCAUUGUAUAAAGGGAGUAUUUUUACUUGUUCAGUGAGAAUGUUAUCCUCGUCAAUCAAUCAAUACUUUAUUUAUGGAGCACAGUUCAUACGUGUUUUCCAGCCUUUAUUGAGGCCAGGCUUUUACGGUAGAAAAAUUUCACAGCGCGUCACUAAACAAAAAUGUCACAAACUGUAUAUACGAUAGUAAUGAUGAAUGAAAACUUUACUCUGUAAAGUUGUCAGAGCUGAUAUAUUGCAGGAAUUAAAGAAAGACACAUGGAGAGCUUCAACAGCUCUCCCAUCUGGUGGAAGAGCAUUUAAUUGUUCUGCCUGUCACUGUACUUCACUUGCAUAGAUGAACAAAGUAUACAUUAUUUCCAGUAAACACAUUUACAUUUUUGGACCAAUUAAGUGAAUUUAAUAAUUUUCCAUUGCAAUAAAAGCACAUUGUUUGUCCUCCUGCCCCACCCCAUAAUGACCAUCCCAGGUUUAAAACAAGUAAUAAUCUUGGGGGGAAAAAGACGACGGCUUAUCAUCACGAGGGUCAUCUUAUCAUCAGUCUGUAUGUGAUACAAAUGUUUGUAUGUUGUACAUUUUAAAAUUAGCAAGACAUCCUGCGGCUGUUAUUCUGCAACAAAGUCAUGAGUGGGGACUGCUGCCUCUGUGUGUAUGGUAUUAUACAUUAAACUUGCCUUUGUCUUGCUGUACGACGCGUUUGAUGAAAGGCCUGUAAAAAGUAGCACAUGGAAUGCUUGCUUUGGGGUUCAGCAACCUUCUUGUAUUUGAGGGCUCUUGGAAUCCUCCUCCUUAUGGCACUUUGUUGAAAAUUUUCAUUUUGUGUUACAAGUUGUUCUAUCCAGCAACAUUUUAUAGAGGGAAGCCAUUUCUGUUGAGCCCAUUGUGGAGUUUGAAAGAGCGUCUCUUAGCGCUUUAUAAUCUUAACGGUACUUUCUUCUGUCCCGUGUAGUUGUUGCAUGUUUAAUGUAUGUGUAUUAGAUGUCUGUUUGCAGUUUUGUGUCAUGCUGUUACACUUGUCCUCAAUAAAUCCAUGUUUGUAUUUGUCAGUGAUUUAAGGUAUGACAAUACUGAGUAAGUGCGUACAAAGAAGGUUUCCUUUGUGGAUGAAUAAAGUAUCUCAUUAUUCCUCUGU
Molecule: messenger RNA, 2095 nt
Organism: Phycodurus eques (leafy seadragon)
Lineage: Eukaryota; Metazoa; Chordata; Actinopteri; Syngnathiformes; Syngnathidae
Gene: kctd6b
Product: potassium channel tetramerization domain containing 6b
Exons: 3
Coding region: 201-914 (237 amino acids)
Biological process (GO): protein homooligomerization
Molecular function (GO): protein binding
Source: RefSeq, a predicted model, not a curated record